AUGAAGAAUGGGAUUGACUCCAUUCUCUCUUUCUUAGGACACCACACCAGCAGGGCUCUUUUUGGUGGUAAGUUUGAUCAUGCAGAUCGCCUUUUCCAAAGCAUUGAAGGCACUUAUCGAAAUUGCCUUUCUAAUACAAGUGAUGUGAAGGAGUUGAUUCCUGAGUUCUUUUACAUGCCGGAGUUUCUUGUUAAUUCAAAUUCUUAUCAUUUGGGAGUCAAACAAGAUGGGGAACCACUAGGAGAUGUUUGCCUCCCUCCCUGGGCCAAGGGCUCACCUGAAUUAUUUGUAAAUAAAAAUCGAGAGGCACUUGAAAGUGAAUAUGUUAGCUCAAAUCUCCAUCACUGGAUUGAUUUGGUGUUUGGAUAUAAGCAGCGAGGAAAACCAGCAGUAGAGGCUGCAAAUAUUUUUUAUUAUUUAACUUACGAAGGUGCUGUUGAUCUGGACACCAUGGAAGAUGAGUUGCAGAGAUCAGCAAUUGAAGACCAGAUUGCAAACUUCGGCCAGACUCCAAUUCAGAUUUUCCGCAAAAAACACCCUAGAAGAGGGCCUCCAAUCCCAAUUGCUCAUCCUUUAUACUUUGCACCUGGUUCUAUUAAUUUAUCAUCCAUUGUGUCUUCGAUUACCAGUCAUCCACCUUCAGCAGUAUUAUAUGUUGGUACAUUGGAUUCGAAUAUUGUUCUUGUAAACCAAGGGCUAACUUUGUCAGUUAAGAUGUGGUUGACAACUCAGCUGCAAUCUGGUGGCAAUUUCACUUUCUCUAGCUUCCAGGAACCGCUAUUUGGAAUAGGUUAUGAUGUUCUUUCUGCUCGAAAAAUCGGCAGUCCUUUGGCUGAAAAUGUUGAACUAGGAGCACAAUGCUUUGCAACAUUGCAAACACCAACUGAGAAUUUUUUAAUCUCGUGCGGUAAUUGGGAAAACAGUUUCCAAGUCAUUUCUUUAAAUGAUGGAAGAAUGGUGCAGAGCAUUCGACAGCAUAAAGAUGUGGUCAGCUGUGUGGCAGUGACAGCUGAUGGUAGUAUCCUUGCUACUGGAAGUUACGACACCACAGUCAUGGUAUGGGAGGUUCUUCGUGCCCGAACCACUGACAAGAGAGCUCGAAAUAGACCGACUGAGCUAUCCCGUAAAGAUUAUGUCAUUGCUGAUACUCCCUUUCAUAUUCUUUGUGGGCAUGAUGACAUAAUUACAUGCUUAUGUGUUAGUGUGGAGCUUGACUUAGUUAUUAGUGGUUCAAAGGAUGGAACUUGUGUUUUCCAUACCUUGAGGGAGGGAAGAUACGUAAGAUCUUUACACCAUCCAUCUGGCAAUGCGUUGUCAAAACUUGUUGUUUCUCGACAUGGACGGAUAGUCUUUUAUGCUGAUGACGAUCUUAGUUUACAUCUGUAUUCUAUUAACGGAAAACAUCUUGCCACCGCUGAAUCUAAUGGGCGCCUCAACUGUGUUGAACUUAGCAAAUGUGGUGAGUUUUUGGUCUGUGCAGGUGACCAAGGACAGAUAGUCGUGUGGUCUAUGAACACAUUCGCUACUGUCAGAAGGUAUAAUGGAGUUGGAAAGAUAAUAACUUGUCUUACAGUAACUGAGGAGGAAUGCUUUUUAGCUGGGACCAAGGACGGAAAUCUUCUUGAUACUGAAAAUUUGUUCACAUCUGUAAUGGAUGUUCAGACCAGUAGACUCGUUCCAUCUGAGCCGAAGACAGUGAAGGAUUUAUGCUAUGCAGUUGGGGGCUACCAGAUAGGAAGCGGACUAAAGUUUCAGCUUCCUGUUGCAAUAUACAGAGACCUUGAAUAA
Molecule: messenger RNA, 1788 nt
Organism: Dovyalis caffra
Lineage: Eukaryota; Viridiplantae; Streptophyta; Magnoliopsida; Malpighiales; Salicaceae
Source: the annotation of a GenBank genome assembly